UUAUUGGCAUGGAAACGAGUAUAAAGCUAGGGUUACAUAAUCAAGAAGGAUCUUUAAGUCUUUUUGUAAUGGAAUGUAAUUGUCAUAUGAACGAUAUCUCGAUAGACCUAAAUGGAGGUGCAUCGUGGCUCUAUCAAGGGGUUGUUGAUGCUUUUGAAGAACCAAUAAGGUCGGAAGUCUCAAAGGAAAUUAUCAAGAAACUAAAGGCGGGAGUCAUAAAGCUUGGAUCCGUUGUGCAAUCUCUUCCAAAACUAAUUUCGUUGCAACCACCGGUUUGUUGUUCGGAUCCUCAAAAAAUGGUUGGAAUUGCAUUAGAUGAAGCGGUUUUCAACUCGGGAUUUGCGUUGUACUACAAUGCUAUAUUUAUGCGAUGGAUUGUGGAUAAAGUCCCUGAACAAAAUCUUUUAAACACAGCUGGAUGGAGAUUUGUAGUCCCUCAACUUUAUAAAAAAUACCCAAAUGCAGAUAUGAACUUGGAAAUCUCUCUUUCUGAUCCUCCAAUUAUGCAUGUAUCAAGCCAAAUUAUCGAUGCAACCGUUUAUGCUGAUUUAAUCAUUGAUGUUCUUCAAUUAGAUGACAGGAUACCCGUUGCUUGUAUUUCAUUGGAAAUGGCGGGUGUGGGUUCGGUGCAAAUUACCAAAAAUAACCUCACUGGUCAUUUGAAACUGGAUGAUUUCACCAUGUCAUUGAAAUGGAGCAAGAUUGGAACCUUGCGUAUGUUUCUAAUUCAGCCUGUGAUGUGGACGAUUAUUGAAACGGUUUUUGUGCCUUACAUAAAUGCACGCCUUGGAACAGGAUUUCCUUUGCCUAUAUUUCGUGGGAUUAACCUUCAAAAUGCUGAGAUAUUAUUCAAGGAUUCACGAAUCACAAUUUGUAGUGACUUCAGUUAUAAAGAACCUUUUGAUCCUAGCCAUACACUUGUUUACACUUCGUAGAUUAUGAAGGGAGAUUCAUCUUGUACAAUGUUGUAUAAUAUAUGUAUAGUUGUUGAGACCUC
Messenger RNA from Lactuca virosa, 997 nucleotides. NCBI's taxonomy places the organism in Eukaryota, Viridiplantae, Streptophyta, Magnoliopsida, Asterales, Asteraceae. The record is from the annotation of a GenBank genome assembly.